AUGAAGUUCACCAUCAUCCUCCUCACCUUCGGCACCACCACUGGCGUCCUCGCCGCCGACCUUGUCGACUUCUGGACCGACGCUAACUUCCUCGGCCUCAAGCACACCGGCCAAGGCAACGUUGGCGAAUGCAAGAACCUUCCCGGUGACUUCAACGAUAGAAUCUCAUCCGCCAAAGCCCGGUCCGGCUACAGAUGCACCGUCUGGAUCGACGCCAACUGCAACACCGGCACCACCGGCUAUAGCUUCGAUACCAGUUCGGGCUCGAGCUUCCCUGGAUGGAUCAACGAUAAGGCUAGCAGCUGGAAGUGUGUUAGGGCUUGA
Messenger RNA from Sordaria macrospora k-hell, 324 nucleotides. RefSeq lists its product as uncharacterized. Lineage: Eukaryota; Fungi; Ascomycota; Sordariomycetes; Sordariales; Sordariaceae. The record is from RefSeq and is a predicted model, not a curated record.